Molecule: messenger RNA, 709 nt
Organism: Nezara viridula (southern green stink bug)
Lineage: Eukaryota; Metazoa; Arthropoda; Insecta; Hemiptera; Pentatomidae
Source: the annotation of a GenBank genome assembly
AUGAUGUAUCCUCCAAGGCAAUGGUUGUCUUCCACCACUAGAGCACUCGACACAUCACUUAAGAGAACCGCGCACACACGAUCACUUGAGGGGCACACUACUGAAGAGCCAACUAUUGAUCAGGGAAGGGCGAGGGAAGAAGCCAUGUGUACCCUGAGACGUUUGCAGACUAAAUGGAGGAGCUGUAGUGGACUUCGGAGGGGGGAGGUGUCUGCGCCGCCGCUUCUAGCUUCCUCUUCUCCCAUUGGCCCAUCGCUCCCCUCCACCACCCGAUUGGCCAUGACGUCACACCCCCACACGUGCAUCCCCCCACCACGGAGGGGUACCCACCGCAUUCCUACCACGUGCACAAGGACAGGGCGGGUCAACGCCCUACUCCCCUUCCUCCGCUAGACCUACAAAUACACAAUUACUAUCUUCGAUAAUAGAUUUAUUAAAUAAUGAACGAUGAAAAAAAAUUAUAUGUAUAUUUAUCGAAAAUUAAUCUUAAGAAUACACACAAUAAAAAUAUCAAUAUUAAAAGAAAUAACACCGAGUACAGAUUCUAAUAUACACAUUGCAGCCUUUAAGCCUUUAGAAUACAAACGUUUAACUACUCCUAAUCAUACCGUUUUAGUAAACAACAAUAAAAAAAACGCACACAAAUAUGAAUUAAGAGAAUGUGAUUUUACUCGUCAAAAAUAUCACAAAACGUAAAGUAUUUUUUACG